CAGGGGUGUCAGAGCCGCGGGCACCUGGGGCACAUUAAUAGCAUGAAGAGGAAAGAGAAAGGAGAAAGUGGUCAAGGAGGUUUCCAUAUGGAGACGGUUGAAUAUAAAAACAUCAGCUUCACAGUCUGGGAUGUUGGCAGCCACUGCAAAUUCAGACCUCUAUGGUGGCAUUGUUUCCAGGACACGAAAGGUCUGAUUUUCGUGGUUGACAGUAAUGACAGAGAGGGGAUUGAUGAGGCUCGGGAAGUUCUAACUGACUUGUUAGCGGAAGAGGAGCUCAGAAAUGCAGUUUUAUUGGUAUUUGCCAAUAAACAGGUUGAAGAUUAUUCUCUCUUCUAAAGAAAAUAGAAGAACACUAGGAGAAAAGAUACUUUAAAAUGUUCAGUCUUUUAUUCACAUUACAUCAUCUGUCUUGAAUAGUGGGUCUAUCUCUUUCCUGUUACUCUGGCCAUGAAAAAAAAAAUAGCUUUUUAAGGCUGCUUUUGUGAUGUGUGCAUGUUCUUGUAAUCCCCUGUCAUUCUGGGAUUGAGUCAUAACAGCAUUAAUACCACCUACCAUUUGUUGGUUACUUACUGUGUUUUAGGCACUGCACUAAAUGCCUUACACAUAUUCCUCUCAUUAGUAAACAUUUCUGAAGCUA
Molecule: messenger RNA, 640 nt
Organism: Cebus imitator (Panamanian white-faced capuchin)
Lineage: Eukaryota; Metazoa; Chordata; Mammalia; Primates; Cebidae
Product: ADP-ribosylation factor 2-like
Exons: 4
Coding region: 43-339 (98 amino acids)
Biological process (GO): intracellular protein transport; vesicle-mediated transport
Cellular component (GO): cytoplasm; plasma membrane
Molecular function (GO): GTPase activity; GTP binding
Source: RefSeq, a predicted model, not a curated record